AAUUGCGAAAGAAUUUUCCCUGCCUCGUGAGGAGUAUGCCAGGUACAUAAGGAAUACUCUGCAGACGAUCGGCAGGUACACAGUCUGAUACUGCAAACUUUACAUCGCCCCAAUCCAGGAUAGAAAAAUCAUGUUUCCAUUGCUGUUACUCAUUUGUGCUUUGGCUCUUCCGGCCAGCAAUGCAAUCUCGGUUGAUCCCUCGUCAUCCGGCCAAGUCUCGCCUGUCGGGUCACCACCGGCGUUUGUUGCUGCACCACCGGUGUUUGCUGCUACUCCACCAGUUGCUCGGUACAUUGAACCCGUCAUUUUUAGCGCCAUUCGUGCCUCCGACAAGAGCAGAAAAUCCAAUUCGAAAAUCUUUUUCGACACCACCUUGAGCGAUGUCGGGUUUGGCUGGAAUGCCAAAAGCAGUGAAUUCGUCUGCUUCUACCCAGGCUCGUAUUUCUUCACGUUCACAGCUGUAUCCGACUCCAGCUCUCACUACAAAGCUGCUAUAGUCAAAAACAGCGAAGAGGUGGCAACUAUUUGGGGCGAACAAGUUGGCUACCAAUCGGCAUCCAAUUCGGUCAUCUUGAAUCUGGACAAGAACGAUCGUGUUUUUGUUCACUUAAAGGAGGGAGAAAUUUAUGAAACUUCAAAGGCAGGACGUGGCUACACGACUUUCUCAGGUUUCCGACUUCAUUGAAUUAAACUGUUUUUCCUCUUACCGUCCAGUUUAAAUUAGCUUUUUCGACUUCGGCUAAACAAAAAAUUCUAUUGUGGUAGUCUGUAUCCUGUAUGUCUGUCAGUACGCUAAAA
Messenger RNA from Daphnia carinata, 798 nucleotides. Its product is annotated as C1q-related factor-like. The transcript has 3 exons. Gene Ontology annotation, molecular function: protein binding. NCBI's taxonomy places the organism in Eukaryota, Metazoa, Arthropoda, Branchiopoda, Diplostraca, Daphniidae. The record is from RefSeq and is a predicted model, not a curated record. Bases 131 to 685 code for a protein of 184 amino acids.